Molecule: messenger RNA, 1366 nt
Organism: Fusarium verticillioides 7600
Lineage: Eukaryota; Fungi; Ascomycota; Sordariomycetes; Hypocreales; Nectriaceae
Exons: 1
Coding region: 324-1181 (285 amino acids)
Source: RefSeq, a predicted model, not a curated record
AAAAAGUCUCUGCGAACCUCGGCUUGCAUAUUGUUGGGCUGAAGGAUUGUUUUGCUGGGACCGCUCCAAUACCCAAAAGCAGCAAUUCUUCCGCAUAAACGUCCGACGGACUUUAUACGCGGUCCCCAACAUAGAAUCUGACAGCCCAAAAAUCCAUGUCAGCAAUCGACACAUUACUCGAUCCUCUGAAACUAAAAAACUUAGUUUAUUUUAAGGAGAUAUAUAAAAUGUCAAUGCCUCCCAUGGACCUCUCCCUUGUCAAUUCCUCGUCAGCACAGCCUAUACCCUUUUAUUUAUCAUCAGUCUUUUUUAUGCUAUAGAAAAUGUCGGGCAAAAAACUUCCUGAGCUCGCGGGCUUCAAAACCAUCAACGCCAAACUCCUCGUCAGCGAGGAGACUUCAGAGAAACCGCCCGCGGACCAUCCAGCUGCUGUUGUCAUCUACGGCUGGGGCGAUGGACUUGCCAGACAUGUUGGAAAAUACGCUGAGGGCUAUCGCGCUCUCUUCCCUCAUUCCAAGAUUCUCAUCAUCUUGAGUCCUAUUUCGGAUGCCAUGUUCACAGGUCUUGAGACGCGAACACGCGCUAUGCAACAUGUUAUCGACAACCUCGAUGGCCUUCUCGAUGAAAAGACAGCGCCUAUUCUUAUUCACAGCAUGUCCAACACCGGUGCCAUCAGCUACGCCACUACGCUAAAGGCUUUCAGGGAUAAGAAUGGUAGACAGAUGCCUCAUCAACUUCUUGUCCUUGACUCAACGCCCGGAAACCCGUUUUGGUCGUGGGAGAGACUAGGUCAAUGGUCGCACGCCAUGGCCCUCGGCACCGCCAAGUUCUUCCCCUGGCCUUUUGUCAUCACCAAGGGCAUCUGGGGCUUUGUCCUAACCUUGGACGUCAUUAUCAAGAAGCUCACAGGCGGAGAACCUUCUGGUGCUUUCGCCCUGCGAGUUGUGGACGACACAAACUACGAGACACUAGACUCCAAGCGAUUGUAUCUGUAUAGCAAGGAGGAUCAGAUUAUUUCUCAUAUGGAUAUUGAGGGCUAUAUUGCCGAGUCUCAGCAGAGAGGCUACGAGACGAGACAGGAGCUGUUUGUGGAUACUGACCAUGUUGGACACAUGCGUGAGCAUCCUGAGCAGUACUGGAAGGCAAUCUCGGAAGCCUGGAAGUGGAGUAAUGACGAGUAAAAUGGUUAUUGGGUUUGAUUUUGUAUGAUUUGUUGUCAUGACUAGCGUUGUUAUACCACCAGAAUAGAUCUUGAUAAUUCCAGUUUCAAUAUUUAACGUCUUUUAUAGCAAGAAUAUCUAAUGCUUCCACCUCCGGCUGGAACUUUCACGGAUGGCAGCAUCACCAAAUGACUGUCUAUACACCA